AUAUAUCCCCAGGAGAGGAAUUGCAGUAUCAUAGGGUAGGUCCAUUUCUAGCCUUCUGAGAGUUCUCCAGACUGUUCUCCACAGAGGCUGGACCAAUUUACAUUCCCACUAGCAGUGCAGAGAGUUUCCUUUGACCCUACAUCCUCUCCAGCAUUUGCUGCUGUUACCUUUUCUACACUUGAUCUUAGCCAAAAGGCUGAGAAGCAAUGCUUUUACCUUUUCUGAUGAUGACUUUUUUCUUUCUUGUUUUUUAAACCUUUCAAAGUACUGUUCAGCUCUGGGUAAUGGUGGUGUUGGGGGUUGAACCUGAGACUUUGGAGCCUAAGGCAAGAGAGUCUCUGUAACCAUUAUGCUAUCUCCCCUGCUUACAGAAUGUUUUUUUUGUUCCUUCAGGGUUAUUGCUGGGGCUUGGUGUGGGCACUGUGAAACCACUAUUCCUUGAGGUUUUUUUUUUUUUUUUUUUCUUUAAUAGGAUAGAACAGAGAGAAAUUGAGAGGGGAGGGGAAAAUAAAGGGAGAGAAAAACACCUGCAGACCUGCUUUACCACUUGUGAAGUGACCCCCUUGUAGGUGGGGAGCCAGGGGCUCAAACCAGGAUCCUUGAGUCGGUCCUUGGACUUUGUACUAUGUGUGCUUAACUCAGUGUUUGGCCCUUUAAAGAAUGAUUCUUAACCUAGAGUUACUGUAAAACUAGAGUUUGGUGUGCUUCCAAUAUUAUGCUAAAUGUUGAGGAGCAGAAGGAGAAACCAGGUGAUGGGAAUGGUUGGGGUGUUCUAACCUACAUCCUAGAAUGCACAAGGGCACUUUAGCCAUCUCAUAGAGAGUAGGAUGAGUUUUGCAAAUAAAAAUAGAAUGUGUAGUUACAUUUAAAAUUUAGAUAAUAAAUAAAAAAAUUAAGAGUAUGUUUGUGUGUGUAGUGUGUGUUUAUUUUCCAGAAAAAACAAAUUUUGCUGUGCAAAAAGAACCACAUCACUAAAUUCUCUUAAGCUCUCUAAUAAUACUUGUGUUCAGUCAUUGCUGACUAUAGACCAAAGAGGUUUGUUAACAGGUAUACACAUAACAUACACAUAAUUUUGAGAACAUUAGUUCUCAAAAUUCAUAUGUAUCAGAAACACCUCAGAGACUGGUUACACACAGAUUGUUGGGUUCUACCUUCAUAGUUUUAGCAUCCAGAUGGUCUGGGGUGGUCAUGGUAAUUUCUCCUUUAAGAAACUCCUAGGUGAUGAUGUUGGUACAGGAUUGCACUUUGAGAAACAGAGAAACACUGUUGUAGGGAAACUUUUAUGUAUGAUAUUGUGAACCACGUUGAAACUGGAAUAUACCAGUUUUACAACCAGUUCUUCAGAAUAUUUUUUGGUUAAAAUAAUUUAUUAUCAGUUUGGAAAUUAAAGUAAUGGUAUUACUUUUGACUUUUCUAAAAUGUUUUUUAGCCCAGGGAACAACUUCCUUUUUUAUAGAAUGCCUUCAUAGAUCCUUAAGAGGUGUUUUUUUUUUUUUUGGCCAUAUUACUCUUCCCUUAGGAAAUUUCUAUGCAGAAGAAUAUGCAGGAGAAGCUACUUUUUGGUUCAGAUUUUCAUGCUUGAAAGGUUGGAGGCUCUCCUUUUAUUUCACAUUCAUUUUCCCAUUAAUAACAUUAAUGAUGCAUCCUAGGCUGGAAUUCACUUGAACCUUCUGAGUGGACAGCAGCAAAGAAUCAGCUGAAGCAGCUUGCGAUAUAUUAUCACAACUUGUGAAUUGUUCUUUAAAAACACUUGGACUUAUUUCAACUGCUCGACCAAGCUUUAUGGAUUUACCAAAGUCUCAUUUUAUUUCUGCACUGACGGUUGUGUUUGUAAACUCCAAAUCCUUGUCCUCGCUUAAGAUAGAUGAUACCCCAGUAGACGAUCCAUCCCUCAAAGUCCUAGUGGCCAACAACAGUGACACACUCAAGUUGCUAAAAAUGAGCAGCUGUCCUCAUGUCUCUCCAGCAGGUAUCCUUUGUGUAGCUGACCAGUGUCAUGGCUUACGAGAACUGGCUUUGAACUACCACUUGUUAAGUGAUGAAUUGCUUCUUGCUUUAUCUUCUGAAAAACAUGUUCGAUUAGAACAUUUACGCAUUGAUGUAGUCAGUGAGAAUCCUGGGCAAACACACUUUCAUACUAUUCAGAAGAGCAGCUGGGAUGCUUUCAUCAAACAUUCACCUAAAGUGAACUUAGUAAUGUAUUUUUUUUUAUAUGAAGAGGAGUUUGAUCCAUUCUUUCGGUAUGAAAUACCUGCCACACAUCUUUACUUUGGGAGAUCAGUAAGCAAAGAUGUCCUUGGUCGUGUGGGAAUGACAUGUCCUAGACUGGUUGAACUAGUAGUGUGUGCUAAUGGAUUACGGCCUCUUGAUGAAGAGUUGAUUCGCAUUGCAGAACGCUGCAAAAAUUUGUCUGCUAUUGGACUAGGAGAAUGUGAAGUCUCAUGUAGUGCCUUUGUUGAGUUUGUGAAGAUGUGUGGUGGCAGGCUGUCUCAGUUAUCCAUUAUGGAAGAAGUAUUAAUUCCUGACCAAAAGUAUAGUUUGGAGCAGAUUCACUGGGAAGUAUCUAAACAUCUUGGUAGGGUGUGGUUUCCAGACAUGAUGCCUACUUGGUAAAACCUGCAUGAUGAUUAUCACUUUAACUCUAAUCUUAUUAUAAUAAAACUUUAAUUUCCUGUAGUGUGGAUGUAAUUCUACUAUUUCGUGGCAUGGAAAUUUUAUAUCUGCAUUGAAUAUUUAAGGGUUGUCUAUUGGAAAGCUUGUGGAAUAUUUUUGACCAGAGAACUAGUAUGUUUCUUUAACCCAAUAGCAAUUAAAUCUCAGAAAAUUAAAGAUGUGGCUUAGACAUUAAAUAACCAGUUAUAAACAUUAAACAUUUAGCCUGAAGGAAACAAAACCUACAUAUUAUCUAAGAAGCAUUAAUAGGUUUUGCAAAAUGAUCUCUAUGCAUUUUUUUUAAAUGUAAACUUGACAUUUUAGGGUCUUUAGUUAUACAUACACCUGUUAUAAGGUGUUUAAUAUAGCUCAGGAAAGUGAGCAAUUUUAUUUUGAGAAAAAUGUAGGCUUUAUUGUAUCUAAUGAAAAAUAUUAAACAUUUUUAAAUGUCACAGAUUAAAGAGAUAGAAAUAACUGGAACACUUAGAAAAUUAAUGUCACACAGUAGUUAGCAUAGAAUAAUAGAGUCAGCAUCAAAUUUAAAGGGGAAAAAUAAUAGAAGGCAAGGAGUGUUGACCUUUAUGUGUCUUCUAGGUUUGCUCUGUAAUCUGCUAAACCAUGUAAAUUCUUUUCUGUGAUAAGCUGUUAUGUAUAUGGCACUUGAAAUAUGUCAAGUAAGGGAUGCUUUACCAUUUCUCAGUUUUGUUUUUCUUUGAUUAGUUUUGAAGUAUACAAUAAUUAAAAUGAAAUACCUGUUUAGAAAAAAUUGAAAUGACUAAUGGUACAACUUCAAAAUAUUUAUAAGUUGUUUGUAUGAAAGAAUAUUAAUUUCCAAGGAAAUUCAGUGCUGGUUCUUUUUCUCCAUUUUGAAAUUAUAGUUAUGUAACUAGAACUUUUGAGAAAUCAUAAAAGGAGCAUUAAUGUACAGUUCAACAGAACGAGUAAAUUGAAAGACUUUAAAUCUGUAAAAAUGCAUUUUAAGUAAAUACUGCUUGAUGAACAGGAAAAAUGUGAUAAUUUACAGAUAUUUAUGUUUAAGUUGGAUAGUAAUUUUGAUUAUUUUUAUGUGAAUAAAGGCAAUCCCUACAUUGUAGAAUUCAUAAAACUUUUAAGACUGGGGUUACUUUUUUUUUUCUUUUAACAGUAUAUAAACUCCAUUACUGAGUACUAGUACGAGCAGACUACUACCCUAAGGGAAAUUAGAUGUUGUCUGUCACCAAUGGACUAGAAUGCAUAAAAUUAUAAUUUUUUUUUUUUGGCAUCUUUGGAAGCUAAUACUCGAAGAUCUAUACCUUUUAAAAACAUAUUACCUUUCCUAAAAUUAAAAAGGUGUUUUUCUACAAAUUUUGUGGUUUGAAAAAUGGUAAUGGUAUUACAGCCACACAUAAAAUGAAAGUACUCAGGUGUGGAAAUUAAAAAAAAAAACCAACAAUUCCAGUAGUAUAGGGUUAUUGAUAGGACUUGGUACCUAUAUGACAGUUCCACCAUUUCCAGCAGUCUUUAUUUUUGUCUGAUAGAGACAGGAAAAUAGGGAGAGAGAAAGUGGGACACCUGGGGGCUGGUUGGAGGGGCACGAGGUUGCGUGCACAUGUUACCAUAUACAAGGGCUUGGGUUCAAGCCCUUGGUUCUCACCUGCGGGGAAAGCUUUGUGAGUGAAGCAGUGCUGUAGGUGUUGUCUUUCUCCCAAUCUUCCUUAACCCUCUUGAUUUCUUGCUGCCCCUAUUCCAAUAAAGAUAAUUUUAAAAUAUUUUU
Erinaceus europaeus (western European hedgehog) is the source of this 4405-nucleotide messenger RNA. RefSeq names its product F-box and leucine rich repeat protein 3 (gene FBXL3). Gene Ontology annotation, cellular component: SCF ubiquitin ligase complex; mitochondrion; nucleus. NCBI's taxonomy places the organism in Eukaryota, Metazoa, Chordata, Mammalia, Eulipotyphla, Erinaceidae. The record is from RefSeq and is a predicted model, not a curated record. The transcript has 4 exons. Bases 1783 to 2613 code for a protein of 276 amino acids. Gene Ontology annotation, biological process: G2/M transition of mitotic cell cycle; entrainment of circadian clock by photoperiod; SCF-dependent proteasomal ubiquitin-dependent protein catabolic process.